UAACAGUUCAAAACCUAACCCUCCUCAUAAUUAGUCUUUACAUUUCAAAAUCUCACUUGCUUCUCCACAUUCAUCUGCUCUCAUGGCUCAUUCCAUCUUCUUCUUCUCUCUCUUCCUCUUUCUCUUCUCCAACUCGCCGGCAGAUGCAGAUUCGUUUAUCGGAGUAAACUACGGCUUACUCGCCGACAACCUCCCCUCACCGUCUGAUGCAGCCAAGCUCAUCCAGUCCAGCUCCAUUCAAAAAGUGAGGCUAUACGGCGCAGAUCCCACCAUCAUCAAGUCCUUAGCCGGAACCGGCGUCGGAAUCGUCAUUGGAGUAGCCAACGGAGAUCUCCCAUCCCUCGCCUCCGAUCUCAACGUCGCCUCUCAGUGGAUCGGCACCAACGUCCUCCCUUUCUAUCCCGCCUCCGACAUCGUCCUCAUCAAUGUCGGCAACGAGAUUCUGUUGUCGAAUGAUCUGAACCUGGUAAGCCAGCUUCUUCCGGCGAUGCAAAAUGUCCAAAUGGCCCUUGAGGCGGUUUCACUCGGCGGGAAAAUCAAGGUGUCUACGGUUCAUGCCAUGACGGUGCUGGGCCAAUCUGACCCGCCAUCGGCUGGUUCGUUUGCUCCCGGUUAUCAGGCCGGUUUAAAAGGCAUCUUACAGUUUCUUAGCGAAACCGGGUCGCCUUUUGUCAUCAACCCGUACCCGUUCUUUGCGUACCUGGGUGACCAGAGGCCUGAAACGCUGUCGUUUUGCCUCUUCCAGCCUAACCCUGGACGUGUCGACUCCAAUACCGGAAUCAAGUACAUGAACAUGUUUGAUGCUCAGGUUGAUGCGGUGCACUCAGCUUUGAAAUCGAUGGGAUUUGAGAACGUGGAAGUGGUGGUGGCAGAAACAGGCUGGCCAACGAGCGGUGAUAGUAACGUGGUUGGUCCCAGUGUUGAGAACGCGCAGACUUACAAUGGGAACCUAAUCGCUCAUUUAAGGUCUAUGGUUGGGACUCCCUUAAGACCCGGCAAACCCAUCGACACUUAUAUUUUCGCUCUCUUUGACGAGAACCUCAAGCCAGGUCCUUCCUUCGAGCGAUCUUUUGGCCUUUUCAAGCCUGAUCUUACCAUGGCCUACGACAUUGGUCUCACUAAAACUAGUAGUAGUGGUAGUCAGACGUCACAGUCUCCACCGUUGGGAAAAUCAGCAACAUCAGUGGGAUGGUGUGUGCCAAAGGAGGAUGCGACUGAGGAGCAAUUGCAAGCAAGUCUAGAUUGGGUUUGUGGACAGGGAAUUGAUUGUGGUCCGAUAACGCCAGGAGGGGUGUGUUUUGAGCCUAACAAUGUCAUGUCUCAUACAGCCUAUGCUAUGAACUUGUAUUUCCAAAAAUCUCCUGAAAACCCUACGGAUUGCGAUUUCUCUCAAACUGCAAGGAUUACAUCCAAUAACCCUAGUUAUAGCAAUUGCGUUUACCCAAGAGCAGGAUGGUCUGGAGAUGAAAGCCUAGGAGGAGCGAUGAAUAAAUAUGUGACUUCAGACAAAGCAAUAGAGACGAAUGGAUCAGAAUGCUCCUCCUCUUUUCUGUCUUUGCCUCUCUUUAUGAUCAUCUUUUUCUUUGUUCUUCCACUUUCCCACCAUAUGAAUUUCUUGUAGUUGCCUUUAUUUAUUAGUCUUAAAACCUAAUUUUCUGCCCCUUUUCCAUCUAAUCAUUUUGUUUUUGUCCAUUAAUCAUCAGCCUUUUUUUAUAUAUAAUCAUUCGCAUUAUCCUUGUAGUAGAACAUG
Brassica oleracea var. oleracea is the source of this 1750-nucleotide messenger RNA. Its product is annotated as glucan endo-1,3-beta-glucosidase 7. The transcript is spliced from 5 exons. The record is from RefSeq and is a predicted model, not a curated record. Gene Ontology annotation, cellular component: plasma membrane. Lineage: Eukaryota; Viridiplantae; Streptophyta; Magnoliopsida; Brassicales; Brassicaceae. The coding region runs from base 83 to 1621 and encodes 512 amino acids. Gene Ontology annotation, molecular function: hydrolase activity, hydrolyzing O-glycosyl compounds. Gene Ontology annotation, biological process: carbohydrate metabolic process.